AGUCUCCUCUAUCCUCUCCCAGAAGAGAGGACCGGCGGAGGCACCUCUCCGAGUCUUAGACUGCACAGUCUGAGACUUAGCGAGAGGAGCCUGGAGGAGACAACCCUUCUCUCUCCUUUACCUAUCCCUUUCUUUUACUUACAGACGGAAGCUGAGGCGCGGAGCUUUAGAAAGUUCGUGGUGGCCGGAAGCUGUCCUUGCGCAGCGGGGCCACUCUCUGCAGAGCCAGAGGGUGAGUCGGCUUCUCGCUGAGCACCUAGGAGAAUGGAUCGCAGGUCCCGGGCUCAGCAGUGGCGCCGAGCUCGCCAUAAUUACAACGACCUGUGCCCGCCCAUAGGCCGCCGGGCAGCCACCGCGCUCCUCUGGCUCUCCUGCUCCAUCGCUCUCCUCCGCGCCCUAGCCACUUCCAACGCCCGCGCCCAGCAGCGUGCCGCCCAGCGCCGGAGCUUCCUUAACGCCCACCACCGCUCCGCCGCUGCCGCCGCUGCUGUCGCACAGGUACUCCCCGAGUCCCCUGAAUCUGAGUCUGAUCACGAGCACGAGGUGGCCCGGCCUGCGCUGGCCCGCCCCGAGUGCCUAGACUACGACCGGGACGACUACGAGACCGAGACCGAGACCGAGUCGGAGACCGAGACCGAGACCGAGACCGAGACUGAGACCGAGUCGGAGACCGAGUCUGAGACCGAGUCCGAGACCGAGACGGAGACGGAGACCGAGACCGACACCGAUUUUGAGUCCGAGCCUGUGUCUGAGCCUGAGACCGAGCCCGAAGACGAGCGCGGUCCCCGGGGCGCCACCUUCAACCAGUCUCUCACCCAGCGUCUGCACGCUCUGAAGUUGCAGAGCGCCGACGCCUCCACAAGCCGUGCGCAGCCCACCACUCAGGAGCCUGACAGCGCAAGCGAGGGGGAGGAGCCCCAGCGCGAGCCCUUAGACGAGGAUCCUCGGGACCCCGAGGAGUCAGAGGAGCGCGAGGAGGCGAGGCAGCCCCGUCGCUGCAAGACCAGGAGGCCCGCCCGCCGCCGCCGCGACCAGUCCCCCGAGUCCCCUCCCAGAAAGGGGCCCAUCCCCAUCCGGCGUCACUAA
Psammomys obesus (fat sand rat) is the source of this 1086-nucleotide messenger RNA. Its product is annotated as neuroendocrine secretory protein 55-like. Gene Ontology annotation, biological process: response to parathyroid hormone. The transcript is spliced from 2 exons. NCBI's taxonomy places the organism in Eukaryota, Metazoa, Chordata, Mammalia, Rodentia, Muridae. Bases 265 to 1086 code for a protein of 273 amino acids. The record is from RefSeq and is a predicted model, not a curated record.